AUGUUCUCCUCGACACUCGUCACGGCCGCCGCCCUGCUCCUCGCCGCCACCUCGGCCGGGGCGCGCCGGGUGUGCUACGACCAGACGGAGCUGCUGUACUGCUACAACGGCGAGUUCGACACGCCGCAGGAGGUCGACCCGGCCGACGUGACCUACAUCGCGGCCUACCUGCGGGCGUACGGUCGUGAGACGCGCAACGGUCGCCUCCUGAACAUGAACAUGGCCGACGCCGCCGACUGCGGCGAGUGGUCGCUGUACGCGCGCGGCACAGCACUGGCGGUGGCCAAGAAGGUCAACAUGACCUACGACAGCUCGGUGCUGUUCGAGGACGUCGCCAACACCAUCGACGGCGGCACCGGGGCCAUCCGCCGCAACGGCAUCCACCGCUGCGGCGCGGACGGGGGCUCGCUCGGCGUGGUCGUCAACGCCACCCACCCGUCGUACUCGCUGCCGUCGUACGUCGAUAGCGGUGCGAAACCCGCGGGGAUCGUGAUCAAGAUCGUGGCCAACCUCCUUAACAUUCCAGAUGGAAAGAUGGCCCACAUGCUGCCGCCUGACGACCACAUGACGCGCCGGGCCAUCGCAACAACCUGCCCGCGGUCAUACCUCUUCUGCGUGGUCGCCGACGUCGGCCACCACCCAGACAUCGACACAGAGGCAGACACCGUCGCCGUCGCCUGCCGCCCCCUCGCCAUCACCUACCGUCAGGGACACGGCCAUGCCCCGGCCCACGGCAACCAUGCCUCCGGCCAACGGGUCCGCCACGCCCUCGACGAUGCGGCCCGGGCCGUCGCCGUCCUGACCCACCCGGCCAACCGCCCCGCCCUGGAAGCCGAGCGCGCCCGUGCCGUGGCAUGGUAUCGCCAUCGCGAAAAAAACCCCGGCCGUGCCGAUGCCGAUGCCGGCGACGGCGAGGUCGAGGUCCCCGACGCCCCCCAGCCCCCCUUCGAAAUGCAGUACAAGGGCCACUGGCCAGAACCCACCGGCAGACCCGACCGCCCCGAACUGCCCUGCCGGCCCGACCCGUGCGAGUUCCCCUUCACCUCCACCUGUCUCCGGCUGGCCCUGACCGGCGACGACCUCUACCACACGAGGUACGGCGACGUCCAGGAGCAGCCCCUGCGAUGCGUCUUCCGCGCCGACAAGCUCGAGUACGGCCUCGUCGUCCUCGACAUAUCCGACCUGGACGACCUCCGCUGCGGCUUCGUCGCCCCCGCCGUCCGCUACACCGCCGAGAUCGCGCCCGUCUGGGAUCCCGUCGAGGACCUGCCCCUCACCCACCCUCCCACCCCGGAGCUGGAGACCUCGCUCUCCCGCACCCCCAUGUCUGCCUCCGGAUUCAUGACAAAGUUCGGCCUCUAUGAGUCCUCGCUACCCUUGGCUCGCUUGAAACAGCACCGCGUCGUCGCGAGACACGCACUUGAUUACGUGUGGCCAGGCCAUUCCUCGGGUCCUGCGCGAUCCCCUAACCUGCAAGACGAUGGGGAUCUCGAACCCAUCAUCGACCUCAUUCUUUCCGAGGCUGCGGAAGUCGGCGGACCAGACGUAGCUCAUGCUCACCGUGCGUGCAUCGACCUUCCUGGCUUCCAGGCCCGACUGACCGAGCGGUUACGAGCCAGGCCCGACGGGCUCCGAGGCCUAUCCGCUUCACCUCUACUCCGGCUGGCCUACACGAACACGUCACAUCUCAACUUGGCGGGCUUCACCGGCCUGACGUUCGAAGCGGUAGCCACAUCCCUCCGGUCCGAGGAGCUCUCCGUGACCCGGGCCUUGAGCCUGGGUAUCGACGACGACGAUUGCAGUGGAUCUCUCGAGGCGCUCCUCGACGCUCUGAGCGAGACGGACGCGGUCACACACGUCUUUUUCCUAGCCCAUCCCGGCCGAUCCGACGACGAGCUCUCCUCGCGUGUAUUUGCCCAAAUCUGCUCGUCCCCCUUCGCGUCAAAGAUCCUGCCAUGUAAAGACGUCAAGAUCACGGGCGCCUUCUCGGCACCGCUGCGGCGGAAGCCCUGGCUCGUCGACGCGCGCGGCGACAGGCUGGUAUCCGAACACCUGAUCCGAGCCUCCCCCGUGCAGCACAUGUUCGUCCGCCAGCAGCUCACCGACCGCACGGGCCCGGAAGGCCGAGAGGCCGGCCACCCGCCCCGCUUCCGGCCCCUCCACCUCUUCCUCGGCGACGGCCUCCUGCGGCCGGAGCGUCUCGUCUCCGGUUUUCUCCGGUACUGCAUCCGUCUCCACUCGGAUCGGUUCCUGACCAGCUUCGCCGCGUGCCCGUCGGGUCGGACACCCGCGGACGAGCCGUUCCCCGGCGCGGCCGUCACGCCGAUCCCGGCCGAGAACCUGGCCGUCCCCGAGUGGUGCGACCUCUCGUCUCCGUCACCCUCUCAGGCGGCCGACGGCGGCGACCCGGAGAAGGCGCUGGAGUGCUGGCCCGUAUUCACCGGUCUGGACCCGGGCGGCUGGGUCCUCGUUGUGUCGCACGAAUGGUACGUGGGCCCCCAGACGCUCAGCCGCAGGGCCAACCUCGUACGGCGUCGCAUACCGACGGACGCGGCCUUCGGCGUGCCCGUCAUACGCUACGCCUUUCUCCGUGCGAAGCAGCCCGGCACAGACGCCGCGGAGGUGGUCGGCGACCUGAAGAGCUUUCUGCGCGAGGCCGGCGGGCCAAACGACGAUGGCCGUGGGGACGUGGAUGUGAGCUGGGUGGACGCGCUGGUGGCCCGCACGGCGUCCUCGAUCCGGGAGACGUGGCAGCUGGAGCAGCUGCCCCCGGAACUCGAGCCCGUCAUGGUCAUGGACGACGACACGGCCCGCUCCGUCUUCGCCGACUUCGUGGAGGACGCGGCGUACAUCAGGGAGAACGUGCGUACCGCCAUGCAGCAGGGUCAUUCGGACAACAAACGAAACUGGUACCCUAGUCUCCUCAACGAGUCGGAGCAGCAACGGGCCGCCGCCCCGCGUAAGCGUCGACGGGCGAGUCGAACCGCGGAAGCAGACGCUAGCAAGUCGAGGAACACGGCCGUCUUCGGCACGCUACGCGACUUGGACGUCCCCUGGCCAAACGCUCUCGGGGCGGACAGGCCGGCGACGCCGCCUGAGAGUUUCCCCUGGCUGCCGGGUGAGGCGUCGCCUGAUGAAGACUUGUAG
Messenger RNA from Colletotrichum karsti, 3147 nucleotides. RefSeq lists its product as uncharacterized. Lineage: Eukaryota; Fungi; Ascomycota; Sordariomycetes; Glomerellales; Glomerellaceae. Bases 1 to 3147 code for a protein of 1048 amino acids. The record is from RefSeq and is a predicted model, not a curated record. The transcript is spliced from 7 exons.